AUGCCCAGAGGUCAAGAGAGGCGCGGGAGCAGUGUGCUCGAGUACGACCUGCGACCGUUUGCCUCGCUGCCUUGCUGUCUGCUGCAUUCGGUGGCGCUGCACGACUCUGCUGUUGUUGAACAGCCGUCUGCACGCAGGCACAAUUUCGCCCAACACGCCGCCAGCCAAUGGCACGCCGCCCAGCGUAUUGAAAUAGGAGGCUUGCUCACGCUGAUUGACCGCAACCUCGUAAAUGCCACCGCCGAGCGCGCGCCGUCUCGUAUCCACUCAUUCAUCUCAACCUGCGAACUCGCGGCGCUGUCGCCCUCCAUUCUGCGUCGCCUGCUGUCCUUGGCUGCCGGCCCUGCGAAUCUCCGGCUGUCAAACGUCGUGCCGGGCUGUUGCGGCACUCUGGGUUUUGAGCCUCCUGUCACCCCAUCUGUGCGCCCGAAUUGUGCCAAGACAGAGCCCUCACAGCCAAUCGAACGAGGACAGCGUCGACCAAUUUGGCCAGACGAGGCAUCAAGUAUGGUCCUUGUACGCUGA
Messenger RNA from Parastagonospora nodorum SN15, 525 nucleotides. RefSeq lists its product as hypothetical. NCBI's taxonomy places the organism in Eukaryota, Fungi, Ascomycota, Dothideomycetes, Pleosporales, Phaeosphaeriaceae. The coding region runs from base 1 to 525 and encodes 174 amino acids. The record is from RefSeq and is a predicted model, not a curated record. The transcript is spliced from 3 exons.